AGUUGAAAAAGCAACGCCCCAGUCUGUGAAGAAGGGCGAUGUUUUGGUUUAUGUGGUAUUUAUUUUAGAAAUCUUGAACAUUUACAGCAAGCUUGAAAUAGGAUUUCUUUGUCUUCAUCUCUGCCAUUGUUCAUCUUGUCGACAGGAUCAGCAGGAUGUCUGUGACCAUGACCAGAAGUGACGGGGUCACUGUGUUCACUUUGACCCCGGACCCCCAAAGUUCUUUACCUCCAAUAUGCCAAAUCCUCAGAGGCCUCUGCUACAGCCCUGUCUGCUGCUCUGUGUCUCAGCGCCUGAAGAAGUUUCAGGGAGCUUCUCAGUCAGUCCUGGGGGCCCUGCAUAUCAUGGUUGGUUUGCUGAACAUCGGCCUUGGAACAAUCCUCCUCAAUUGUGCUUCCGUCACUUCAUGGCAGAUGCGUGACUACGAGUAUCCUAUUUGGAUGGGAGUACUGUUCAUUUUAUUCGGCAUCAUGAACAUUUUGUCUGAGAAGUUCCCAAGUCCAUGUCUGGUCAUCCUCAGUGUGACCUUGAAUCUAUCAGGAGUUGCCUUUGCCAUCGCAGCCAUCGCUCUCUACAUCAUCAACGUCUUAAAAAUCUGGUUGGAGUGGAUGUGUGAUGAUUAUGAUUAUAAUUACGAAAACAGACACAGGGUGACACCUUCACCUGAAGAAAUGACCAAAUGCCUGGAGACACAAGAUCUGGUUCUGAUGAUUUUAAGGAGCAUCAACGCUGUGCUGAUCGUCCUGGCAGUCCUGGAGCUCUGUGUCACCAUCAGUUCUGCUGUUUUGGGGAUCAAAGCUCUAAAGCAGAAGACAGAGAACAAGUGCCCUGAUGACCCAGAUCAGUACAAACCACUGCUGGAGGAAGUCACCAGUAACCCUGCAGGUUAAAGGGGACAUAUUCUACCUUUUAAGACAAGUUUAUAUUGUUCUCAGAGGUCCUCAAAACAUGCCUGUGAAGUCUGUUGCUUAAAAAAGACUCCAGUACUAGAUUUUUGCAUGUCUGAAAAGCCCUCUGUUUCAGCCCUUCUCAGAACAAGCCGUUUCUGUGUCUGUGGCUUUAUAUUGUAAUUCGCUACCUGACUCCAUCUCUUACCACACCCCUCUCAGGAAAUGGAUAUGGCACUCCUUAUGUUACAAUGUCACAGAUACUCUUAUACAAAAUUAAGGACCUGACUGGAAUUUGAACCAUCAACCUCCGAGACUAAGGUCAGACUGAGCUAUCAAGAGGAAGAUCUGGAGAGGAGUGUGGAACUUUCUUCCAAGUGGGGAGGGCCAUCCAAACCUGGGGGCGUGUGCUUACUCCCCACUUGUCAACAUGAGGUUAAAAUCUGAGAACGGUUUGUUUUAGCACACAUUUUCUGGAAGGUGGAGAAAGAGAGGGGGGUUAGGAAUGGAUUUUUCUGAUUCUUAGGGGGGGUUGUGGACAGGCCAGGUGUUCAUAUUUUUGUUAGAAAAGCCUGAAAGAGUGAUUUUUGCAUAAUAUGUCCCCUUUAAAUCCAAAUCUCUGCUUUGCGCUAUUACUGAAGAGAAAGUUUACUCCUAAGCUCUUAUGCAUCUUUACCACUGAAUGUAUUUACUCUUGAAUUACACUAAUGCAGUGAGUACAAAGUCAGCUGAAAUGUUGGGUCUUUUCUGGAGGGUUGUUUCAAAAUGUUUGCACUUAUUCUUCAGAGCACUUUGAAUAAUAAUCAACAGCCUCUCUUUGAUUUCGUCUGUUUCUGUUUUUUAAUGCUACUCUUUAUUAUGAUUGUUGAGCGAUGUGCCUCAAGGUCAGUAGUUUUGUAACUGGAAGGGAAGUCCAUGCAUGUGUGUAACACUGAUGGACUGAUGGGGUUUCUGUUUUAUUUUAAACCAUGUUAAAAACAUGAAUAAAAAUGGCUCAUA
This is a messenger RNA of Cheilinus undulatus (humphead wrasse), 1886 nucleotides long. Its product is annotated as high affinity immunoglobulin epsilon receptor subunit beta-like. The coding region runs from base 156 to 890 and encodes 244 amino acids. The transcript has 7 exons. The record is from RefSeq and is a predicted model, not a curated record. Lineage: Eukaryota; Metazoa; Chordata; Actinopteri; Labriformes; Labridae. Gene Ontology annotation, cellular component: membrane.